Molecule: messenger RNA, 2039 nt
Organism: Dendronephthya gigantea
Lineage: Eukaryota; Metazoa; Cnidaria; Anthozoa; Malacalcyonacea; Nephtheidae
Exons: 2
Coding region: 101-1843 (580 amino acids)
Biological process (GO): regulation of canonical NF-kappaB signal transduction; protein K63-linked ubiquitination; positive regulation of JNK cascade
Cellular component (GO): plasma membrane signaling receptor complex
Molecular function (GO): protein binding; zinc ion binding
Source: RefSeq, a predicted model, not a curated record
UGACCCUCGGAAGUCUUCUGGUUGAUGGCCGAAGAUUGAUUUCUCGAAAAAACGAGCAAAUUUGCGACGAGAAAUGUAGUUGGUUACCACGAUUUUUGAAAUGGCGUCGAAGUUUGCCAGAGACCGAGGUUAUGAUGGGGAACUUUUCGAAUAUCCGGUUAGCGAUAAUUUCAAGUGCUCCAUUUGUCUCAACGUUUUGAAAAACCCGAAAAGUUGUGGCAGGAAUCAGCAUUACUUCUGCUUCGGCUGCAUCGGUCAACAUCUUGAGAAUUCUCACACAUGCCCAGAAUGCAUGGAGGUCUUGACACCUGAUACGCUGAUGCAACCUCCGAGAUUGCUGCUGAAUUGUAUCUCAGAGUUGCGAAUCAAAUGUAGCUUCAACGAACGUGGUUGUCCUGAAUUUGUUCUGCUUGCCAGGCUUCAAAAUCACGAGGAUGAAUGUGAGUUUGCACCAGCAACUUGUGGGAAUGAUGGCUGUGGCGCGGAGAUCAAUAAAAGAGAUAAACUUCUCCAUGAAUCCACACUCUGUAAGUUUAGAAAGGUGGAAUGUGAUGGUUGUGAGGUGUUGAAGAAAGAGAUGGAGGGGAUGAAAGAAAAUAUGGAAAAAGAGAUUGGCAGGAUGAAACGAGAUCAAGAGAAGGCAGCCAAAGAUGUGGAAGAAAAGCAGAGGAAAGCAAAUGAAAAACAAAUGGAGCUUGAGAAAAAAGUGGCGCUUCUGGUGGAACGAAUGAAAAAAGGCGUAAAAGGCAUCCUCGCGGUCAGCCUUCACGCAGAAGUAGAAAGAAUUUUCGGCGAUACCCAAAGUGAUUCCCGACCGGAGCAAGACACCAAAAAUAAAGAUCAUAUUGUUCAGCGAAGCCACCGUCAUAACCCCCCUAUCAACCACGAUAUUAUCAUAAUUGGUGGCGCAAAAGCUGACGAUGGGAAAAUCACUAAUUCUGUGGAGAAGUUCUGCUGUAAAGAGGGGAAAUGGAUUGAACUGGCUCCAAUGAUCGUUCCACGUUCUCAUGCUUCAUCAGUUGUCUUCGAAAAUCAAGUUAUUGUCAGCGGUGGAAGAAUAUCUUCGAAGGGGAGUUAUGUUCCCAUUCCCAUCGACAGUAUUGAGAUUUUGAGUCUUGAUCAACGCCCUUUGGCAUGGGCAAUGUCGGAUGCUAAACUUCCUAAGCCUAUGUUUUGUCAUCAAACCUUUGUUUAUCAGAAAAAAGUGGUUAUUUUUUAUAGAUUUCGUGAUGGUCCUAUUAAACACAAGUCUUAUUCUACUUAUAACUACACUUGCAAGGUUUUUGAAGUUUCGCUAACUCCUCCACAUGAUUCCAAAGAAUUGUAUGCCUUUCAUUUGAUACGUUCUCAGCAAAUCUGCAACUAUUAUACAGCAUCACUCAUCAACCACAACCUAUUCAUAUUCGGUCCAGGAAUUUCUAAUUAUGGUAAUGUUGUUGUUUACGACCUUCUCGCGAACGAGUUAAGACGAAUGCCUGGUUUACCGCAUCCUGGCUGGUGGAUGUCGACGGUGAUUCGAAGCGAUCAAAUUAUCUUACUAGGAGGAUGGAAGCUAGAGGAAAGUCAGAGUCAGCUUCCCGGCUUCCAUGCUCGGCAAAUGGUUGAAAAGAAAUCAAAAGAUGUCAUGAUAUAUGACACAGAGACGGGAGAAAGCCAGAGUUUGCCACCCAUGACACGUGAAAGAAAUGACUGCACGGCAGUCCUGACUAAUGACGUGAUCAUUGUAAUGGGUGGCGAGGAUAACUCAGUGGAAUUGUACGAUUUUCGCACAAACGCUUGGCAUUUUUUUAAAGCCAUGAAAUAUGCCAAGCGUGGGCUAACAGCGGUUGUCUCCCCGUUGUAAAACUAUCGUAUUGUUCCUGCUUUGAUAAACUUUUCGUCAAAACUCUGUUGUUUUGAAAAGUCAGCCAAAAAAGACGAAGCAAAAAUAUGACUGCACAUGAACUGUAUACAAAGGAAUAUAUCUCUAUAAUUUAGUGAUUUAAUAUCAAUUGACAUUAUUUUAGCAAUUAUCAUCUGAUUUAAGAUUUACUUUUUCA